ACCUCUUCCAGCCUCGUUCAAUCACGCUGGUACGGUGGACCUAACAUAACAAGUUUCGGUGCUUGCCUUGUAUGAGAACGCCCUUUCCGGGUCCGGCGAAGUCAACAUGGAAGGUUCGAGCGUGACGGGGCGAGGCCAAAAGGUGACCUGCGUCGACCGUAAACUGGUCUUGAAAGCCUAAGGUAAAUUGAGCUUCGGUGGACCGCAAAAAGAAAGCAUUCAAGACGUUGACAGCAGUAGAACCGACCGGUCUUUCUUUGCCAUGUCCCCUGCUGUAUUCGGCGACUUGCCCGAGUCAUUUCAUGGGCGACAUGAUUCCCAUAUCAACUCCUGAACUUUUGUAUAAGUAUCUGGCAAUCGCAGUUGUGCCUGUAGGGUACGGAUCUGACAAGUCGACAACGUCGAAUAUGGUACCACUACAAGACGCACUCACUGCACUUAUACUUAUCAUCGCGUCCUACGUCGCGCAUCUCAUCUGGUCGCGUAGACGAGUACAAAGGGGCAUAGCGAACAUCCCCGCCCCGAAGUCCGUUUCAUUCUGGACCGGGAACCUGCCUUUGUUAUACGACCCUCAACGCGGAUGGCCUUUUCUCGACAGCAUACAAGAUGCUUGCAGCGUUUUCAGGCUUACCACCCCGAUUGGUUUCAAUGACAUGAUCUACGUGGCAGACCCCUCUGCGUUGUAUACCAUCUUCAAGAAGGAUGAGGCUCUAUUUGAGGAGAGAGAAGGUUUUAUGCUCAUCAAGCGUAUUCUCUUUGGGGCCCACAGCGUCCUCGUUACGGAAGGACAUAAACACCGAAAACAGCGUAAGUUUCUGAACCCCGUGUUCAGUAUGGGCAACAUCAAGAGAAUGUUGCCCAUAUUCUUCGGCGUGUCUCAUACGUUACGGGAGUCUUUACGCUCAUUGACCACUAACGGCGCUGUGGAAGUCGACAUGCUCAGCUGGCUCACGAGGACAGCAUUAGAGAUGAUUGGACAGGCAGGAGUUGGGCAGACACUCGAUUCGUUGGCCAUCGAAGAGACGUCAAGUGCUUAUGGUACUGCAAUCAAGGAGGGGAUAUCAGCUCUCUCGUUACCUUCCCUUCGGAUAGGCGCGGAGUACCUCCUACCCCUCGCUUCACGUAUGUGCACACCUCGAACUUGGAAAUAUAUAAUCGACCGGCUUCCACUUCAAGAUGUUCGAAGGACUAAGAACAUGGUAGAUGAGAUUGAAAGAACAUCGAGGGAGAUAUAUGAGGCAAAGAAGAUAACCCUGGCCAAGGGAGACGAGAGCACGUUACAGCAAGUUGCGGAGAAGGAUUUGAUCAGUCUGCUCAUGCGUGCGAAUAUGAGCGCAAGUGGAGAGGAUCGGUUGGAGGACGAGGAGGUUGUGGCACAGAUCUCAUGCCCCAGAUCGUUCGUGUUCGCCGCCACUGAUACAACCUCCUCGGCACUCUGUCGCACCUUGAGCCUGCUCGCCGAACACCCUGCUGCUCAGGAACGCCUGCGAGAAGAGAUAGUAAAGGCACUGCACAUUUGUGAGGGCGGGGAAAGCAGAUAUCUGAGUCAUGAUGAGAUACAGGCAUUGCAGUUCUUGGAUGCUGUUUGUCGGGAGACACUACGAUUGUAUACCCCGACACCUCAUAUCGACAGAAGGGCCCUCGAAGACACCGUUUUGCCGCUUGAUUCCCCCAUAACUGACGUUCAUGGUACUGAGAUCCAUGAAAUAUUCAUUCCGAAAGACACGGUGUUGACCAUCGGUAUCGCGAGCAUGAACCGGAGUGCAAAGCUCUGGGGGCCGGACGCGAUGAAGUGGAAGCCAGAGCGAUGGAUGGAGGAGCUACCAGAGAGUGUGUUAUCCGCACGGUUACCGGGCAUAUAUUCGAAUUUGAUGACAUUCGGUGCCGGAAAAAACUCCUGUCCGGGUUUCAGGUUCUCUCAGUUCGAAAUGAAGGCUGUACUGUGUGAUCUCAUCAGCGCCUUCCGUUUCUCUCCCUCACCCAGACACUCCAAGGUCAUAUUUUCGAUGUCGAUCAUUGCAUCUCCGACAGUGGAUGGAAAGCCUUCUUUGCCCCUUAUUUUGGAAGCCGUCACCCCUGUUGUGUGA
Messenger RNA from Stereum hirsutum FP-91666 SS1, 2087 nucleotides. Its product is annotated as cytochrome P450. The transcript has 17 exons. The record is from RefSeq and is a predicted model, not a curated record. NCBI's taxonomy places the organism in Eukaryota, Fungi, Basidiomycota, Agaricomycetes, Russulales, Stereaceae. Gene Ontology annotation, molecular function: heme binding; monooxygenase activity; oxidoreductase activity, acting on paired donors, with incorporation or reduction of molecular oxygen. Bases 303 to 2087 code for a protein of 594 amino acids.